AAUGAUCAUUCAGAAAUGGCCACUCAAAAUAAGCAGCCAGAUGUCUUUCGUCCAUUGGCAGACUUCCCCCCUACAGUUUGGGGUGACAGUUUUGCUGCGUUAUCCUCUACAGUAGAUUCAGAUUUUGAAUCAUACACUGAAGAGGUGGAAACUCUCAAAAAGGUAGUGAAGGAAAUGUUAAGAGCAUCUAGAAGGGAGUUAAUGGAGAAUAUUGAGUUCAUCAAUUUGUUAUGCCGUCUCGGUGUUUCGUAUCAAUUUGAAAAUGAAAUAGAUGAACAAUUAAAUCAUACUUUCAUCGCUCUUCCUGAUCUUCUUGAUCAGAAAGAUUACGACCUCUACGAACUCGCAAUUUUGUUCCGAGUUUUGAGACAACAUGGAUAUAAAAUGUCUUGUGAUGUGUUUAACAAAUUCAAGAACAUCCAUGGUGAGUUCAAGGAAAGCAUGACCAAUGAUGUGAGAGGGCUGCUGAGCUUGUACGAAGCUACGUUUCUGAGUGUGCAUGAAGAAGAUAUUCUUGAUGAAGCCCUUGUUUUUACAAGGCAUCACUUGGAGAUUUUGGCUGAAAAUUGUAGCCCUAAUCUUGCAAAACAUAUAAAAAAUGCUCUUUAUCGGCCAUUCCACCAAGGAAUUGAAAGAAUAGAACACAGGCUUUUUAUUUCCUUUUACCAAGGAGAAGAGUCUAGAAACCAAACUCUCCUCAAGUUUGCCAAGCUUGAUUUUAAUCGAUUGCAAAUACUCUACAAGAAGGAGCUUGCUAUGGUCACAGGAUGGUGGGAAGGCAUAAAUCUUCCUGAAAAGCUUCCUUAUGCUAGAGAUAGACUUGUGGAGAAUUAUAUUUGGGCAAUUUCAGCUCAUUACGAGCCUCAAUUUUCGUCUUCUCGCUUGAUGGUAACGAUGUAUGCCAAUCUAAUCACCGUGUUGGACGAUACAUAUGAUGCAUACGGUACCCUCGACGAACUCGAGCGUUUUACAACUGCAUUUCAGAGGGUAGACAUGAGUGCUGCGCAUGAGCUACCAGAGUACCUGCAAGUUCUUUACAAGUCACUGUUGGAUCUUUUUGAUGAAACAGAAAACAAUACCAAGGAAGGAAUGUCUUACAAACUUACUUUUCUAAAAGAGGCAUUCAAAGAACUCGCCAGAGCCUACUUGGUAGAGGCAAAAUGGUUUUAUGGCGGUGAUGUGCCGACGCUGAAGGAGUACGUGAGCAAUGGAAUAAUCACUAGUUGUUACAAUCCCAUAACAGCAGCAUCUUUGUUUGGAAUGGGGGAUUUAGUGGGAUUAAGAGAAUAUGAAUGGGUUCAGAAACGCCCAAAAAUUCUUGAAGCCGCCAUGUUAAUCUGUCGUCUAAUGGAUGACAUACAAUCACAUGAGUUUGAGCAAAGAAGGGGGGACUGUCCUUCAAGCGUGGAGUGUUACAUGAAUGAAAAGAAUGCAUCAGAAGCAGAAGCUGUUGAAGUGAUCCAGCAAAUGGUGGUCGAUGCAUGGAAAGACAUCAACCAGCAACGUAUGAAACCGAACGUUGUCUCGCCCAUAAUUCUCAAAUUUUAUCUCAACCUUUCACGGGUGAUGGAUUUUCUUUAUAAGUAUCAUGACGGAUUCACAUUCCCAGCAUAUGUUAAAGAUGAUGUCAAGUCACUGUUUCUCCAAGAAUUUCCUAUGUGAGGAUCACAUGUCUGCUGCUUUAUUUUGUGUUUCUUUAGUGUGUUAAGCUUUGGAACUCACUCUCUAUACAAUGUCAGAGUUUAAUAAGUUGUUUGUUUCCUUAUGUUUGUUGAGAAUAAAGAUUUAAAUCAGCUUGAUUUUAUAUCA
Molecule: messenger RNA, 1809 nt
Organism: Mercurialis annua (annual mercury)
Lineage: Eukaryota; Viridiplantae; Streptophyta; Magnoliopsida; Malpighiales; Euphorbiaceae
Product: probable terpene synthase 6
Exons: 7
Coding region: 16-1662 (548 amino acids)
Biological process (GO): diterpenoid biosynthetic process
Molecular function (GO): magnesium ion binding; terpene synthase activity
Source: RefSeq, a predicted model, not a curated record